This is a messenger RNA of Heterostelium album PN500, 774 nucleotides long. RefSeq names its product ceramide synthase (gene crsA). The coding region runs from base 1 to 774 and encodes 257 amino acids. The record is from RefSeq and is a predicted model, not a curated record. NCBI's taxonomy places the organism in Eukaryota, Evosea, Eumycetozoa, Acytosteliales, Acytosteliaceae. Gene Ontology annotation, molecular function: sphingosine N-acyltransferase activity. The transcript is spliced from 5 exons. Gene Ontology annotation, cellular component: membrane. Gene Ontology annotation, biological process: ceramide biosynthetic process.
AUGUUGAUGGAUAUUCUUUUACCAACAUUAUAUUUUAAAGGUAUUGUCAGAGAUCAUCAUCUAUCAACCUACCCAUCAAACCCAUAUCCAAUAGCAAUAUCAUAUUCAAUUCGAAAAUCAUUCGUACCCAGAUUCCUUGAGAAUGGAUGGUACUCACUCUAUUAUAUUACCUUCUUUUUAUUUGGAUCUUACGUAUAUAGCCAAGAAUCAUGGUCAAUAUUCCCAACAAUGAAUAUCUGGUUAGGUUGGCCAAUUCAACCUUUUUCAACAUUAUUCAGAACAUAUUACUUAUUAGAAUUAUCCUUCUAUCUUCAUUGUACUAUUGCACUCUUCUUUGAAACCAGAAGAAAGGAUUUCUAUCAAAUGCUGACACAUCACAUUGCAACCUUUUUCUUGGUGGGAGCAUCGUACUGGUAUCGUUAUCACCGUAUCGGUAUUGCUAUUCUUUGGAUCCACAAUGUCAGCGACAUCUUUUUAUACAGCGCAAAGGCACUCAACUACAUUCAGAAGGAGACAAAGGACCAAGCACUCUACAUUUUAGCCGAAUUUCUAUUUGUCAUGUUUGCCGUCACUUUCCUCAUUAUGAGACUCAUGUUCUUACCAGGUGUCUUAAUUAGAACAACAUUUGAAGAAGAGGAAGAGAAUGAAAAGACACCAUCACACCUCCAAGAUGACAAGAGUAGUACGAAUAACCAUCAUCAUAGAAACAGCAACAACAACAACAACAAAUCACCAAAAUCUAAACAACAAACAAUUAACAAAAAGAAUAACUAA